AUGUCCGACAAGCCGCAACAGCCGCUCCCCUUCAUCUACCAGUUCGCCGCCGGUGCGGUGGCUGGUGUGUCUGAGCAGAUCCUGUUGAUGUACCCGUUGGACGUUGUCAAGACUCGAGUUCAACUCCAGACUGGAACCGCCGUCGCUGGUGCUGAGCACUACAAUGGCAUGUUUGACUGCUUCCGCAAGAUCAUCAAGCAUGAAGGUUUCUCUCGUCUGUACCGUGGUAUUUCCGCGCCUAUCCUGAUGGAGGCCCCCAAGCGUGCAACCAAAUUUGCCGCCAACGACAGCUGGGGCUCUUUCUACCGUGGUUUGUUCGGCGUGGAGAAGCAGACCCAGAGCUUGGCGAUCCUGACCGGUGCGACUGCUGGUGCGACCGAGGCUUUCGUGGUGGUUCCGUUCGAGCUGGUGAAGAUCCGUCUGCAAGAUAAGGCUUCCGCCGGCAAGUACAACGGCAUGUUGGAUGUGGUGAAGAAGAUUGUUCAGCAGGAGGGCCCUCUGGCCAUGUACAACGGUCUGGAGUCGACUCUCUGGCGUCACAUCCUGUGGAAUGCAGGCUACUUCGGCUGUAUCUUCCAGGUUCGCGCCCAGUUGCCGAAGCCCGAGCCCGGCAACAAGAGCCAGCAGACCCGCAAUGACCUGAUCGCCGGUUCUGUUGGUGGUAUUGCUGGUACACUUCUCAACACCCCGAUGGACGUCGUCAAGUCCCGCAUCCAGAACACCACUAAGGUUGCCGGCCAAACCCCUAAGUACAACUGGGCUUGGCCCGCCGUGGGCACUGUCAUGAAGGAGGAGGGUUUCGGAGCCCUGUACAAGGGCUUCAUCCCCAAGGUGCUCCGUCUGGGCCCCGGUGGUGGUAUCCUGCUCGUUGUGUUCACUGGCAUGAUGGACUUCUUCCGCCAGAUGCGCAACGAAUAA
This is a messenger RNA of Penicillium canariense, 918 nucleotides long. Its product is annotated as putative mitochondrial 2-oxodicarboxylate carrier protein. Bases 1 to 918 code for a protein of 305 amino acids. The transcript is spliced from 5 exons. Gene Ontology annotation, biological process: transmembrane transport. Lineage: Eukaryota; Fungi; Ascomycota; Eurotiomycetes; Eurotiales; Aspergillaceae. The record is from RefSeq and is a predicted model, not a curated record.